Anguilla anguilla (European eel) is the source of this 3547-nucleotide messenger RNA. RefSeq lists its product as uncharacterized. The record is from RefSeq and is a predicted model, not a curated record. Gene Ontology annotation, biological process: DNA integration. Bases 119 to 3472 code for a protein of 1117 amino acids. Lineage: Eukaryota; Metazoa; Chordata; Actinopteri; Anguilliformes; Anguillidae. Gene Ontology annotation, molecular function: nucleic acid binding. The transcript is spliced from 2 exons.
GCCGCGACAGCUCGGACACCCUACAGCGCCCCCUAGGGGACCCACGGAAAGACGCAGGUGCUAUACCUGUGGAAGGGAAGGUCACCUUGCCCGGGCUUGCCCCGACCGGGAUGAGCCCAUGCCCACCGCAGAUACGUCAGAGCACCCGGUGUUCCCAUGCCGGUACAUCACCACCUGCUGGGCACAUGAGGGAGCCAGGGCCCCAACAUUUCCGGUAAAAAUCGGCGGACGGGAUACCGAGGCCUUACUUGACUCAGGAAGCAUGGUGACCCUCAUCCGACCGGAGUUUGCGGGGGGCUCCCGAGGUAAGGCAAUCGCCGUGGCCUGCAUUCACGGGGACACCAAGCAAUAUUUCACGGCUGACAUUGUGCUGACCACCCCCCGAGGCUCGGUGGCCGUCCGGGCAGGAGUCGUAGAGAACCUGCCCGUUCCUGUACUGGUGGGCCGGGAUUGUGCCGUGUUUGACAGGUACUGGAAGGAGUCCCCGGCGAACCUCGAACCAGAGGGCAGGCGCAGACCCCAGAAGAGGCGGCCCCAGCACACCGCCGGGGGUGCUCAACCGGCCUGGGCGGGCCUCUCUGGGGAAGACCAGGCCGAACCGACGGAUGCUGUGGUAGAGGGGAGGCAGCCAACCGCCAGUACUAAGGAGACCACCGCCACCGCAUCAGAGGCCGUAGCCGAGAACCCCGUCGGCCUGGAGGAGGUGGGCUCAGAAGAGACUUUUACCGAGUUCGCCCCACAGCCGGGGAGCCAGACCGGGGAACAGGGCCGCUUUGGAACAGCGCAGCUGCAGGAUCCCAACUUGACGCAGGCCUGGAGGGAUGUCCAGGAGAUUGAUGGGAUGCCACGACCAGGGGUGAGUGAAACAACCCCCCCCUAUUUUUUGAUUGAGCAGGGGUUAUUAUAUAGGGUGUCCCGGGUCAAGGAAGAGAGAGUCCACCAGCUGUUAGUCCCCAAGACGUACAUUUCAAAGGUCCUGUACCUCGCCCACACCCACCUCCUGGGGGCCCACUUGGGAGCUGAGAAAACGUAUGAGCGCAUCAUCGAACGGUUCUACUGGCCUGGGGUGAAGAGGGCCGUCGAGGAAUACUGUCGCCACUGCGCUGACUGCCAGCUCCAUAGCCCCAAGGUAAAGUAUAAAAACCCCCUGAUCCCUCUGCCCAUCAUAGAGGUCCCCUUCCACCGCAUCGCCAUGGACAUCGUGGGCCCCCUUCCAAGGUCCAGCCGAGGGCACAAAUACAUCCUGGUCAUCCUGGACUACGCUACCCGGUUCCCGGAAGCCAUCCCGUUGCGGACUGCCACGGGGAAAGCGGUAGCUCGGGAACUGUUCCUGCUGUUCAGCCGGGUGGGUAUUGCGGCGGAGAUACUCACGGACCAGGGGUCCUGCUUUAUGUCCACCGUGUUAAAGGCGAUGUGCGGCCUGCUGAAGGUGAAGCAGGUGAGGACGUCCGUCUAUCACCCACAGACCGACGGGCUGGUUGAGCGGUUUAACCACACCUUGAAACAAAUGAUGAGGAAAAUGAUUGAAACAGAUGGUAAAGACUGGGACCAGCUGUUACCCUACCUCAUGUUUGCCAUUCGGGAAGUACCUCAGGCGUCUACCGGGUUUUCACCCUUCGAGCUGCUGUAUGGGCGGCGACCCCGAGGGCUGUUGGACCUGGCUAAGGAAACAUGGGAGCGCCAACCUUCGCGACAUGGCACGGUCAUCGAGCACGUGGAGCAGAUGCACCUACGGAUGUCCCGGAUCUGGCCCAUGGUCCGGGAGAACAUGCAGCAGGCACAGCAAGCCCAGGCCCGGGUCUACAAUCGCGGAGCACAGGCACAGGCCCUCUCUGCUCACGUCUCCCCACAGGACCCCCCCGAGGUGACGCUGGGGAAGCAGCUGACGGGCCACCAGAUCCAAGAUCUACGAGAACUCCUGGACCGAAAUCGGGAUGUGUUCUCAAAGCUCCCAGGCCGGACCUCCAUCAUCGCCCACCACAUCGCCACAGAACCCGGGAAGAAGGUUAGGCUGAGGCCGUACCGGAUCCCCGAGGCCCAGCGGGAUACCAUCCGGGAAGAGGUCAGGCGGAUGUUGGAGAUGGGGGUCAUCGAAGAGUCCCACAGUUCUUGGAGCAGCCCCAUAGUCAUUGUACCCAAACCCGACGGUAGCCUGAGGUUUUGUAAUGACUUCAGGAAGCUAAACGAAAUCUCACGGUUUGAUGCUUACCCCAUGCCCAGGGUGGAUGAGCUGAUCGAGAGGCUGGGACCGGCUCGGUUCCUCAGCACGUUGGACCUCACCCGCGGGUACUGGCAGGUCCCCCUUACCCCCCAGGCUAAGGAGAAGACUGCCUUCGUGACGCCGGAUGGCCUCUUCCAGUACCGGGUCCUACCGUUUGGGGUCCACGGAGCCCCGGCUACCUUCCAGCGGCUCAUGGAUCAGGUCCUCCGGCCUCAUCAGAAGUAUGCGGCGGCGUACCUGGACGACAUCGUGGUCCACAGUGCGGAUUGGGAAACCCACUUGGGCAGGCUAGAGGCGGUGCUGGGGGCCCUCCGGGAGGCAGGCCUGACGGCCAACGCAACCAAGUGCCGUUUGGGUUUGGAGGAGGCGGAUUACCUAGGCUAUACCGUUGGAAGAGGGUGCGUGAAACCCCAACCCACCAAGGUGGAAGCCAUCGCAACGUGGCCCAAGCCCCAGACGCAGAAGCAGGUGAGAACCUUCCUGGGCCUAGUGGGGUAUUACCGUCAGUUUAUUCCCAAUUUUGCCGCCAUAGCAGCCCCCCUGCAUGACCUGACCUCCAAGAGUCGAAGCAACCGAGUCAGCUGGACGGAAGAAGCUGACGCCGCCUUCGAAACCCUGAGACAAGCCCUCUGCAGCGAACCGGUUCUGGUGACUCCGGCCUUCGAUCAGACAUUCGUGCUCCAAACGGACGCUUCCCUGGUGGGGAUAGGAGCCGUGCUCUCACAGAUCCGGGAGGGGGCCGAGCAUCCGGUAACGUACAUCAGCCGUAAACUCUUAACUCAUGAGCGUAACUAUGCCACAGUAGAGAAAGAGUGUUUAGCCGUCAAAUGGGCGAUGGACAAGCUGCGAUACUAUUUACUGGGUAGGGAGUUUGUACUAGUCACUGAUCAUGCCCCACUCAAAUGGAUGUCGGUGAAUAAAGAUAGUAAUGCCCGGGUUACUAGGUGGUUUCUGGGGCUACAGUCUUUUCGCUUCAGGGUGGAACAUCGAGCUGGGAAGCUCCACGGGAAUGCUGACGCCCUGUCCAGACGGGAGGAAUGUCUAUGGUCAGGCGCUCCAGGUAACGACAUGGAGCUGAGGGAAGGGGUAUGUGGCGCCCCGAUCCCUGAUCGGUGCUCCCCACGUGACCACCAAGACGGCCGAACCCAUCGACACCGGCGGCUGCUGGGGAAAGUCGUGAGUGGGCGGUACUUACCAAACCACAGCCUGGAGACGUUCAGGACCCUGGACAGCACCAGACAGAACACCUAAGGUGACACCAGGCAGCACCAUGGACAGGGCUGCAGCAGAGGGAAGGUAAGGGGAAUUUUCCACUCUGCUGCACAC